This is a messenger RNA of Carassius gibelio (silver crucian carp), 2431 nucleotides long. Its product is annotated as GTP-binding protein Di-Ras2. Bases 175 to 774 code for a protein of 199 amino acids. Gene Ontology annotation, molecular function: GTPase activity; GTP binding; GDP binding. Gene Ontology annotation, biological process: signal transduction. Lineage: Eukaryota; Metazoa; Chordata; Actinopteri; Cypriniformes; Cyprinidae. Gene Ontology annotation, cellular component: plasma membrane. The record is from RefSeq and is a predicted model, not a curated record. The transcript is spliced from 2 exons.
AAUAUCAGUCACGCCUCGGAUGGAUCUUUAGAGGAAUCGCAAACCCACAGGAAAAAAACAGCCCAUUUCCCAUCAUUUCCAUCGUCUACCGCGACAUGACAACAGGGAUUUAGAAUUACGUCUUUAAACAUCGACAUUUAGUUUGCUCCCAUCCAGGUCAUUCUGAGCGACACCAUGCCUGAACAAAGCAAUGAUUACCGGGUGGUUGUAUUUGGAGCUGGAGGAGUGGGCAAAAGCUCCUUGGUCCUGCGCUUCGUGAAGGGAACCUUUCGGGAGAGCUACAUCCCAACUGUGGAGGACACCUACCGGCAGGUGAUCAGCUGUGACAAGAGCAUCUGCACGCUGCAGAUCACAGACACCACGGGCAGUCACCAGUUUCCUGCCAUGCAGCGUCUGUCCAUCUCCAAAGGACACGCCUUCAUCCUAGUGUACUCCACCACCAGCAAACAGUCUCUGGAGGAGCUCAAGCCCAUCUUCGAGCAGAUCUGUCUGAUUAAGGGGGACAUCGAGAGCAUCCCAAUCAUGCUAGUGGGCAACAAGAACGACGAGGUGAGCGCUCGUGAAGUGGAGAGCAGUGACGGAGAGGCCAUGGCCAGGAGGUGGAAGUGUGCCUUCAUGGAGACGUCAGCUAAGACAAAUCACAACGUCAAGGAGCUGUUCCAAGAGCUGCUUAAUUUGGAGAAACGCAGGACUGUUAGCCUUCAGAUCGACGGCAAGAAGAGCAAGCAGCAGAAACGAGCCGAGAAGCUCAAAGGCAAAUGUGUGGUCAUGUGAAAAACCAAAACCAAAGUGUGCUUGGAAAAACCGAGAGGGUUUCAUGUUCACGAUGCUCUGGCUAACACUGUUUACACCUGAAACACGUUUACCUAGGUACACUUUUACAGGAACUAGGAUUCAGUGAGACUCCAGAAAUCGUGGUAAACUUUUCUUCUGUAGAACACAAAAGUAACAUUUUUGUAGAAUAUGCUGGCUGCUCUUUUACAUAUUACAAAGUAUACUAUAAAGUAGUUACUUCAGAAAUUCCAGCUCUUUCAAAUGUUUUCCUCUGGAGAAAUGCCUAAAGAAUUUAUGAAUUUAUAAUUUUAGUCACAUAACUUCUCUUGCUUGUCACCGGUGUGAUUGUGAUGCUGCUGCACCAGAUUUUAGUAACCAAUCUGUUUGCUGUACAUGACAAAAAAGACGGGCUGAUGUGCAUGAACCCAAUGACAGUACUGAUACCCUUUCUUUUACCAGUAAUAAUUGCAUAUGACAUUUUUUUUAAAGCAUAGAAGUCAGUCCUUACAGCACAGGCUUGGCUCCAGCAUAUUAAUGUACAGUAUAGCAGCAAAUCUAUCAUAUAUGGCAGUUCAUGAUCGCAUCUAUCAGCUGAAUGGGAACCUAUGUUAAGGCAUGCAGCCAGUGGUGGAGGUAGAAGUCAGCCAAAAUAAGCUAAAUGGUUGUUGCUGUGUUAGUUGUGCAAUUUAAUAUCAAAGAUUUAAGUAAGGCUGCUGUAUUUAAUUUUACUUCCAUAUGCGUUCGAUUUUAAUCUUAGGCUAUAGUUUUCUUCUUAGGCUUUUUUUUCUAUUAAUGUGCUUUUUGAAAAGGGAGUUGACUAUUUUCCUAGUACAGUAUUUGUAUCAAGGGAUAUUGUAGCAUGAACUAUUACGUAAACAUUAAUUAAUUGUAAAACUCAAAUGAAAAAUGCACUGCACUGCACUGCAAAAAAAUAAAAAAAUAAAACCUUGGUAUUCUUGUCGAUUUUGUAGUACAAACAUCUUGUUUUACCUUUUGAUUUCAAAUAGUUUUUCUUAUGCCACUGACAGAUGUUUGUACUACGCUUAAGUCAUUUUGCUUCUCAGGUAAAUGUAUCUUGAUUCAAGAUUAUUGAAAUAUUUGUAAUAGAAAACAAGAUAAAAAUAUAUAUAUAUUUUGUUUUUGCGCUGUGGCUGUUUCAUUUUUGAAUAUUAUAAACAAUAAUAUUAACCGCUGACAAAAUGACUAAUAAUUGGCAGUAGUGCUUUUUUUCGAGGGAACUAACAUGAGCUGUACAUGUGUUUACACAUAUUUAGUGAAAUAUCAGCAAGUGCUUUUGAGAGUGAUAUAUAUUUUGUAAUUAUAUAUUUUGAGCAUGACAGGUCUUGUAAUCGAGUUCAAGUGCUAUACUGUAUUGCAUCUCACUUGUCUGGUUAGAGUGAUGUAAACAGCUGUUUAUAGAGUACUGGAGACCGUUAAUGCCAUAUUUGACUCGAAUCUGUGCAAAUGUUGCUAAUGAUGCAUAUGUAGCUAUUAUGAAUGCUCAGUCCCAAAGCUUACAGUGGAUUUCUGUUAUACACUAGGAGAUCCGAUAUAUGAAAUGUAAUAUUGUUUUGAUGAAAUGCCUGUAUAAACAUCAUGUGUGCCUACAAGUUUUUAUGACUGUAUUAUAGGUCACAAGAAUAAAUAAUAUUAUGCA